Molecule: messenger RNA, 942 nt
Organism: Pelodiscus sinensis (Chinese soft-shelled turtle)
Lineage: Eukaryota; Metazoa; Chordata; Testudines; Trionychidae
Product: olfactory receptor 11A1-like
Biological process (GO): G protein-coupled receptor signaling pathway
Cellular component (GO): membrane
Molecular function (GO): olfactory receptor activity; G protein-coupled receptor activity
Source: RefSeq, a predicted model, not a curated record
AUGGCGAACCCGGAGCCAGGAAACCAAACGUCCAUCACGGAAUUCACCCUCCUGGCAUUCGGGAAUCUCCCCGAACUGCAAACCCAUCUCUUCCUGCUGUUCCUAGUGAUCUACCUGGCGACCAUGGCUGGGAACAUCCUCAUCGCUGUGUUAGUGGUGGCAGAUCGGCACCUGCACACCCCCAUGUACUUCUUCCUGGGGAACCUGUCCUGCCUGGAGACUUGCUACAGCUCCGCCAUCUUGCCCCGGCUGCUGGCCGGGCUACUGACAGGGGACAGGACCAUCUCUGUCCGGGGCUGUAUUGCGCAGUUUUACUUCUUUGCUUCCCUGCUGGGCUCAGAGUGUUGCCUCUUAGCCGUGAUGUCCUACGACCGGUACUUAGCCAUCUGCAAACCGCUGCACUACGCCGCCCGCAUGAGCGGCCGCAUCUGCCUCUGCCUCGUGGCAGGGUCUUGGCUCAACGGCUUCGCCGCCAUCGUGCUCAUCGUCUCCUUAAUGUCGCACUUCGCAUUCUGCAGCCCCGGCGAAAUCGACCAUUUCUUCUGCGACUUCAGCUCCGUGAUGGAACGCUCCUGCGGGGACAGCCGCGCGGUGGAACUUGUGACCUUCACCCUGCUGUCCUUGUUCACCCUGCCCCCCUUCGCGUUAACCCUGGGGUCCUACGCGUGUAUCAUCGCCGCCGUCCUGAGGAUCCCAUCCGUCAGUGGGCGGCAGAAGGCCUUUUCCACCUGCUCCUCCCACCUGGCCGUGGCGACCCUGUUCUACGGGACCCUCGUCGCUGUGAUCCUGCUCCCAAGGACCGGCACCCUGCGCACCCUGCGCAAAGUGUUCUCCGUCUCCUACACCGUCCUCACCCCCCUGGCCAACCCGCUCAUCUACAGCCUGCGCAACAGGGAGGUGAAGAGGGCGCUGAGAAGAGCCAUCCGGAGACUGCUGGUUUGA